Molecule: messenger RNA, 6692 nt
Organism: Protobothrops mucrosquamatus (brown spotted pit viper)
Lineage: Eukaryota; Metazoa; Chordata; Lepidosauria; Squamata; Viperidae
Gene: SPAG17
Product: sperm associated antigen 17
Exons: 48
Coding region: 1-6624 (2207 amino acids)
Biological process (GO): axonemal central apparatus assembly; epithelial cilium movement involved in extracellular fluid movement
Cellular component (GO): axonemal central apparatus
Source: RefSeq, a predicted model, not a curated record
AUGGCUCCCAAGCGACCCAAGAGCGGGGCGGGCGGCGGGGGUUCUGGCCCCCCAGGGACAGGCCCCAAGAACUGGGAAGCGGGGCUUGUGGCGGUCCGCUUGGAAGAGGAAAAUUGGAUUCCUAGUACUGCCUUUGUUGUUGAGAGCAAACCUGAGGAUGAACUUCACAUAAAAGCACUAUCUCUGGCUGUACAGAUGCCACAAAGGAAACUCUUCAGUGUGGUUUCUUGGGAGGAAAUAUUAGCACAGAUCAUGGAAGCUGUAGAUGUAAAAGCAAAGAAGGUCAAAGAAAAAGAAACACCUUUAUUUUAUGAAGUGAUAGAAACAGCAAAAAGCAUUCUGGAUGCUGGGGAAACACUUCCUGUAACUUUGAUUGGAAAAUUAAUUAAAUAUCAAAUGCUUUGCAUCAAACAAAAAGAUCUUCAGAGACGGAUUGCUGAAAAGAAGGCUUUAGAGGAGCGAGACAAGGAGAAAGAAGAGAAGGGAAAGGGGAAAGGAAAACCUAAGAAGGAGAAGGAAAAAGAGAAGCCUGCCAGUGCCAAGGCUGGAAAAGGAGGCAAAGGAAAGCGGUCAGCCGAUUCACCAAAUGUAUCAACGACUAUCGUUAAAAAGGAUACCAAACUUAAAAGACGUGGGGAAGAUGAUGAACUUGAUAAAUUCAUUGAUGACGAACCAGAUGAUGGUGCUCAGUUCUAUUUCAUAAUUACUGGUUUUCACAAUCCUCAACUUUUACCUAUACUGUCUGAUCUGGGCAUCAAUAUUGGAAGCAUCAUUCAGAUUUCUUCUGACAAUUAUGAGCCACUCCGGAUCUACUUAGAAACAACUACUUCGCAGGAAGAACCAUCUCUUGCAUCAGAAGUGAUAGAGGCAUCUGAAAACAAAAAGAAGCAAAAAGCAGAUAAAGACCUGGAAACAUUCUGGAAAUAUGUGGAGCCAAUCCUGAACAAUGGAAAACCAGGAUCAAAUAUUUUUCAGAUAGCUAGACUGUAUCACAAAGUCCAGGAGGUUUCCUUUCCUGCUGACUGGAGCAACAAUGACUUGGUGGUACAUACUACUGUUCCAGUUACUCCAGUUACUCCAGUUACUCCUACAAAAAAAAAACAGGCUGUAGAUGAGCCUGUGGCACUCCCAGUUUUAACUGCAGAUGUAGACAUGAGGUACUACAAUGAUCUCCUGAGUUGUGUCCCUGAUGAGGUGGUUUCUGUUGCCUUAUUACUGGAGUGUAUGUUGCAACAGGUUGUUGCAUCAGAAGAAAAUCUUACACCACCAAGCCUAGUGAUUCCACAGCCACGUGAAGAUGGGUUGGAUCAUACCAUUGCCAGUCAUAUUGUUUCGAUUCUACCUUCACUUGCCCUUUCUGAAAAUGAAAAAAUGGAGCUGUAUAAUUCCUUUUAUCCUGAAAAUGAUGAAAAAGUUACGGCUCCCAGAGGGCCUCUAAUACUAAACUAUCAUGAUAAUUUGUCUCGGAAACUACACAGCGUAAAGGUAAAAGAUGGUUUACACCCAAUAAAGAUUGAAGAGGAAAUGAUGGAAAAGCUGCCUUUGAUGGAACUUCUUAAAUUCCCUCUUCCAUCACCUGCAAACAAUACCAAACGCCUUGCCAGGCUUCAUGAACUUAUGCACUAUUGUACUGAUGAACAUAUGAAUUGGGCUGAAGUAGAACGAGCUUUUCGAGUGUUUACUUUUGAAAGUUUGAAGCUGACAAAAGUCGAUAAGUAUGGGCAGCUCAAAGACUCUGGCAAGAUGCUUGGUGGUGAUGAUGAAGUGUCUUAUAUCCCAUGGGACAAUCCUGCUAGGUUUGCUAGACAACUGAGACAAGAAUUAUUUGGCAAAAAGGUUUCUAAAGAGCUUAAUUUGAAUAAUUCAGAGCUAGGCUCUGAGCAUAAUACAUUUCAAAGUCAACAACAUUUCUCUUUUUCACUGGAGGAAAGUAUCAAGAAACAAUCCAAAUCUUUCAGCUCAGAUUUGAUUGCUGAUGUUCAUGAAAAUGAUCUGAACAAUUCUGUAGAUAAGGUAAUUUCAGCCAUCCAAAAGACCCAGCAGCGGUGUCUGAAUGACUGGAGUUUUGUUGAACAUUUUCAACCACAACUCCUCUUCCAGGUCCUUCAUAAUGCAACUCAGAAUUAUAGGUGCAUUGAUUCCUAUUAUCAUACUCAAGAUAACUCUUUGCUGAUAGUCCUUCAUAAUCCCAUUAAUCAACAUCGUCAAUUCCAGGAGUUCUGGAACAUUUCAUUGCAUUCUGAUGUUGGGUUCAGGAAUUAUCUGGAAUUGGUGGCUGCCUCCAUUGAUGAAUGGAUAGUGAAAGAAGAAGCCAAAUACCAGGAAGAAAAAAUGGCUAAGGAACUGGAGGAACUUAGAUUAGCUAAAGAGGCAAUGGAGAAAGCUCCUGCUGAGGUCAAGUCUCCACCUUCUGGCAAAAAAGGGGCUGCUACAAAGAAAGCGAAAAGUUCUUCCAAAAGUAAAGUAGAGGUUUCAUCUGAACCUGUACCUGAGAAGGAAAAAAAUAUAUUUGUCAGAGAUGAAUCUCUCAAGGCCUGGAAAGAAGAGCAAGAGAGACUGUUGGAGGAAGAACGCUUAAAAGAAUUAAAAAAAGCAGAGAAGAAGGAAAAAUCUGAUGGGAAAAAGAAAGGCCAGGGUAAAGAGCCACCCAUUCCUGAAGAAGGAAAAGCAUCGAAGAAAAAGGGUUCUAAGGAUAAAGCAGAGACAUCCAAAUCAUCAGAGGCUGAAGAUCAGGCCAAGUUGCAGAAACAGAGUAAACAAACUGUGCCUCCUGUGCCUGCAGAGCAAGACUAUGAGUUUCUUGGAUAUAAUAUGGGUGAGAAUCCCAUUCAAGUUUCAGGGACUAUCCAUUAUCUUUUCCCUACUGAUGGAGGGCAAAUCCAAGCAGAAAAAAUAAUGUUUGAAAAAGGGUCAACCUUAGUUAAAGUGAAGGUGAUAAAAGAUAACCACAGUUUUUUCAUUCAUAUAACAGAUCCUCAGAUAAGACUAAUAGAUGAAGAAGAAAGUUUUGGUUCCCUAGAAGAACAUGAGAUAAAGCCAGAAAAAACAAUUAAUCAAGGAAAACCUGUGGGCAAAUUUGCCUCAUUUUCGGCAACCUUAGAAAAUGAAAUCCAUCUUUCCUUUAGUUGUUAUGGGGCUUCAGGAAAAGCAGCAGAGGAAAUGGAUCCUUAUUUGGCAACUAUUCUGGCUAUCCCUUCAGUAAACUUGCCCACUUCGACUUUCCUUUCCUCGGCUCUUUCUGCUGCUGCAGUUCCUGCUACAGGAAAGGCAAAGCCAGGUAAAGAAAAAUCAGCCAAAUCCUUACCGUCUGCCAAAGUGAGUUCCCGUAUGACAUUGAAUGUAUCACCUGAAGAAUCUUCAAUGCAAGAAGAGAAAAAGACAGAAAGAAAUGAGCCAGUCCAAACACAGGCUGUUCCUGAAACUCAUAUUUUCAAUACUUUGAACGUGUCUUCUCCCAAUGGAUUGGUACUUACCUUUAUUGGUCAAAAAUUCGCAGGUGAAGAAAAAGGAGAGAAAGAGAAGAACGAUGAUGAAGAAAGCAAAACAGAUGAGACUAAAUCAGGUGAAGUCAAGCUGGAAGAAAUCAAAACAGAGGACAGCAAAGAAAAGCAGAUUCAGCCCCACGAACCUUUAGCUAAAGACAGUGGAGACAAGACAUUCAAUGCUAAAGCCAGUGUUGAAUCUGGAGCAGAUCUUACUGUCAGGAAUGAGACUGCCAGUGACAGCAAGGCUGAGAUGGAAACAGAGGAUAACAGUAUGGUCAAGGAAUCUCCUUUUGAAAUAUUUAUUAGGCAGAGCUAUCCACAAAGAGUAAAACAGUCGCAACUUCACAAAACGGUGAAGAAACCAAUAGAGCAAGAAGUAUCCAGAGUAAUAACACGACAAGGGACUGUUGUAAAGUACAUGAUAGAUGGAUCCACUCAGAUACUCUUUGCUGAUGGCACAGUGAUUAGGAGUCCUGAUUCUGGCCCUGUGAUCCCACCUCCACCUGCACCCAGCACACCUCAUACAGAGAUCACACCAACUCCGGAAACAAGCAGCAAAAAAAGCAGAAAAAAUACUAAAGGUCUGCUUGCAGGAAAAAAUGAAGCUAUUGAAACAAUUGCUCAAGAACAUCUGCCUGAGCCUGAACAAUCAUCCACUGAUGCCUUUGCUGGCACCUGGAUAACGACUACUCCAUUAGGCAUUCAGAUAGGCACCAAGGGAACCGAAAAGCUUGACCUGAAACCACUCUUGUCUUACCAGGCCACUGAUCCAGUUAAUGGAACGGUAAUGGUAAUGAGAGAAGAUAAAGUAUUAAUCGUGGAGAAAACAGAUGGAUCCCGAAUAGUAGAUCAUGCCGAUGGCACCAGAAUAAGCACCCUCUUCCAGGACUGUGUAGAAAUUGUUUCUCCUAAUGACAGUGAAGAAGCAGACAGUUACCCUCAAACCACCACAAGGAAGGUGAAAUGCAUGCGUAUCGAAAAUCCACACUUUGCAACAGUCCUAACAAACUCUGAGGACAGCACUUGUUGUGCCAUUUUUGCUGAUGGCACUUCAAUUAUAUCCAAGCCACAAGGAACAUAUCAGAUUUUACCCAUAAACAAAGGUUCCCUCUUCAUCGAUGAAAAUUACUCUGCAGUUUACUCGCCAGAGGCAUUUGAAAAAAAUGAGAGUGAACUGUCCAGUGAUGAGAACCAGCAUGUAGGGAAAUAUAUUAUGAAACACAAUUCCAAGAUUGUCUGUGAGAUGACAGACCCCGCAGGAAAUAUUUUCAAGGUCAUGGCUGAUGGUAUCACAUCUACAUUCAUUCCUACCAUUGAUAUUGAAAGCAAAGUAACUGAACCCACAGAAAUUCAGAUUCCUGUAAUAUAUGGGGAACAUGCACCCAGAUUCUUCAUUGUCCAUGCGGAUGGCUCAGGAACUGAACUCCUCCGCACCAAAGAUACAGAAGAAUAUCUGGCCAUGGCAUACGGUCAUCCCACUAUAACUGUUCUUCAGGAGGCAAUACAAGAAUGCCCAGGAGUCUUAAGCAUUACUGUUCUUUGCCCUUUGACUGAAGUAUCUCAAUGGAUAAUGAAAAAAGACUCUGACACCAUUGUUCCUUACAAUCUCCAAUCCAGGGAUUGGGAAAACUUUCCUCCUGUGGAGAGGAAGACCCCUGGCCCUCCGUUUGGAAUGCAUGCUUGGAAAGGCCUGUGCAUUGAGUUCAAGGAAUUAGCAGUUUCUCCUGCACCUAUAAAAAAAUGUCCAAAUGUGCUCCAAAUUCGUCGACUAAUCCAGUAUGAGCCAGUCACUGAUGAAUUAAGACACAAAUUGCAAUCUUCUGUCAAGGAAUACAUUGACAAAAUCAUUAAGCAAGAAGAUGAGAUUGAAGAUAGGAUGAUUAAAGAACCAAGAACGGAACAGGAAAAGAAAAAUGCUGCAGACCUUCUCAAGCUUGUUAUGUCUUUUCCCAGUCUUGAAGAAUCCUCAGAAUUUUGCAGUAGAGCUCCAGUUUCUGUACUGUAUGAGCAGGCAAUGAUUUCACAGGUGCGAAGUUCAUCACGGGAAGUAUUCUCAAAGCAAACGGAAGAAUAUUGGAAAAUGAUGAAGAUGAGCCACGACGAGCCCGUGAAGAUUUCUGUCUGGCAGAGCAAAUUAGCGCAGACCAGGCAGGAAAUUGAGGACGGAAAGAAUUGUCUUAAGAGGAUGAGGUACAAAAUGAUCCCUCCCUAUUUCAAGUCUGAAUUUGGAAUGCAAUUUCUUCAAAAAGAGUUUCCAGAUGUUGAAAUUCUCUCAGGAAUGCUCCCUCCGUUUCCAGACAGAGAAACAAAGGAACCGUUGUUGGAUACAUUUACAGAGUCCUCUGAAAAUGAAACUGCUAGAGAGAGAGCAAGAGCCAGAGAUGACUUGCUCAGACGUAAGCAUUCCAAAGGACUGCCCCCAAACAUAAUUUCUUCCUCAAUCUAUCCUGAAACCUAUCCAUCCCAUUUUACAAACGUAGAUGUAGAAGGAAGUGAAAAUGGAGUCCAGAUCCAUCCAAAACUUCAAUCACUUCUUAUGGAUGCUACAGGAUCCCCAAGAAAAGAGAAAGUGAAAUUGCCCGCUUUGAUACAAAGAAACAAGCCACAAUCAGUGCCAAGGCAAAAAAAUGUAGAUCUUGUUUCUGGCAAAGUCCGCACAUGCUCUGUCACAGCACCUUCCCAGAAAAUGUCAGGAUUCCUUCUUAUCCCACCGAAGGUGACAUUUGGCAUUCUUAAGGAGGGCUGCACUUAUUCAACCACAGUGGUUUUGAAGAAUGUUGGAAUGGAUUUCUGCAGGUUUCGGGUGAAACAACCACCACCUUCUACAGGAUUGCGUGUGAACUAUACCCCAGGGCCUGUGGCUGCUGGACUGCAAACCGUACUGGAAAUAGAGAUUUUUGCCAUGGCUGUUGGAGUGGAAGGAGAUGAGGGCUUGGACAAACUUUCCCAUCAGAUUGAAAUUCACACAGAAACUGAAACACUGUUUCUUCCUGUAGAAGCAAAUAUCUUUCAGUACACUGUCUAUGAUGAGAGACCACCAAACUAUCCCAAGGGAGGGCAGGCCUCCAGCAUCCAGUUGAUUCCAGCAAGUCCAAUCUCUCAGUUUAGAGUAAUACUUCCUCACAAGCUUCCUCAUUAAUGUAAGCAAUUGUAUUUCAGCAUGGGAAGUCUGGGUUUCAAAAGGAGAGCUUAUGUAUGGCAAUUAAG